Messenger RNA from Rotaria sp. Silwood2, 930 nucleotides. The record is from the annotation of a GenBank genome assembly. NCBI's taxonomy places the organism in Eukaryota, Metazoa, Rotifera, Eurotatoria, Philodinida, Philodinidae.
AUGCAAACAAAUUGGGAGGAUUUUGUACAAGAGCUAAAAGAUUUACAUCCAGAUAUAGUGAAUGUUGUUCGUUUAAAAAAUAAAGCACAACAGCCAAUACGUGCAGUUAAACUAGAAUUUUUAUCAGCAAGUUCUCGUAAUGAAAUUUUAGAAGCCGGUGAAAUCUCAAUUAUGCAUAUAAAAUAUAAGGUGGUUGAAUUUUUUGCUCAAGCAAACGUGUUGAUCUGUUCGAAUUGCUAUGGAAUAGGGCAUUUUAGAAAGAAUUGUAAUCAGAAGAAUGAAGCAACGUGUAAAACAUGUAGCGAAAAGUGUUCCAACUUAAAAGAGCAUCGUUGUUCAGGUAUUCAAAAAUGUGUGCACUGUGGAGGACCACAUGUUUCAAAUGAUGCGAAAUGCAACGUAAUACAACAGUACAGAACGGUUCUCACUCGAAAUUUAUUAUCAAAAAUAACUCCAACCAACACUGAAAACGUGAUUCCAAAUCAAUGUUUCAACAACCUACCACACACUGGUCUCACAACAACAAAUGAAUUAUCCUAUGCCAAUGUAGUUAAAGGAACGACAUCAAACUCAAAUGAAUUAUUAAUGAAAAAGAUUGAUAGUAUUUUAACAAAAGUAGAAGAAGAAUCUAAUUCGACUCGUCAAUCGAUAGAAGAAUUGAAAAAAGAAAUGAAAAAUCACUACGAAGAAACAAAACAACAAGUUGCUGAAUUAGAGGAAAAGGUCAUGGUAAUGGAGAAAAAAUUUUAUGACUUCUCGGUACGAACUGGGGAAAUUAUUCAAAAUAUUUGCACAACUCUAAUGGAACCACAAAAUUCUCAAGGACAACAAUGGAAAACUUAUUGGCAAGAACAAAUUAAAGUGAUGGCUGAUUCCAGAUCAUCAAUCGCAAAAUCGUCAAAAAAUCAUCAAAAUGGUCCAACCAACUAG